AUGUCUCCGUACCACUCGCCUUGGGGUGACCGAGCAGCUGCUACCCUAACCAAAUUCAGAGGCUCAGAGGCAAACUCAACUGAUUUCAACAACGGCUACUGGCUAGGCGCGACCAAUGGAACGCUCACCAAUGUUUGGCAGUGGAGUGACGGAGCGGCCGUGCAAAUGGGCGCUCCGUACGUACUGGGCCGUGGUCUCUGCCAGAAUCCUUUUGUUUUGGUUGGCACUCAGUGUGUUCACUUAAUUACGACCAACUACACCUGGCACGACGCUCGUAACCAGUGUGGACUGGUCGGUGGGGGCCUGAUUGUUGUAGACGACUGCGAUCAGUACCACAAGGUUGCCCUCUACCUCGCUGAACAAGACUACCCUACCUUUUGGAUCGGGGGCUCAGAUGAGGCCGUGGAAGGACAAUGGCGCUGGGUUGACGGUUCGCCGAUGACCAUGCGACUGCCUUACUGGGCAACUACUGACGUUUUGGGGAAAGAACCCGACAAUCCUGGCGAGCAAAACUGCCUGGAGUUGAAUUGCGCGGGGAUGUACCGCUUCAGCAGCGCGUGGUGCAGUCAUGUGCGCCGGGUGAUCU
Hyalella azteca is the source of this 586-nucleotide messenger RNA. RefSeq names its product C-type lectin domain family 4 member M-like. Gene Ontology annotation, molecular function: signaling receptor activity. The annotation marks the transcript as partial. Lineage: Eukaryota; Metazoa; Arthropoda; Malacostraca; Amphipoda; Hyalellidae. The transcript is spliced from 5 exons. The record is from RefSeq and is a predicted model, not a curated record.